This is a messenger RNA of Eruca vesicaria subsp. sativa (arugula), 2211 nucleotides long. The record is from the annotation of a GenBank genome assembly. NCBI's taxonomy places the organism in Eukaryota, Viridiplantae, Streptophyta, Magnoliopsida, Brassicales, Brassicaceae.
AUGGUUCUAGAGAAGUUAGAGGAGUUUCAUGUCUCUGAGAAUGGCUUAAAUGGUUCUAUACCUCACUGGGUAGGGAACCUGAGCAAUCUCAGAGUGUUUACAGCUUAUGAGAAUGAGUUGGUUGGUGAGAUACCUAAAGGGUUAGGUUUGGUUUCUGAACUGGAACUGUUGAAUCUUCACUCAAACCAGCUUGUGGGGAAGAUUCCAAAAGAUAUUUUUGAGAAAGGGAAGCUUAGAGUUUUGGUCUUGACACAGAAUAGGUUGACCGGUGAGCUCCCUGAAGAGGUGGGAAUCUGCAGCGGCCUCUCCAGCAUUAGGAUUGGGAAUAACGAGCUUGUAGGAGUCAUUCCGAGGACAAUAGGAAACGUAAGUGCACUUACCUACUUUGAAGCAGACACUAACAAUCUCUCAGGUGAGAUUGUUGCAGAGUUCUCGAAGUGUUCUAACCUCACUCUGCUGAACCUGGCAGCUAAUGGGUUCACUGGAACCAUUUCAACAGAGCUUGGUCAGCUCAUGAAUCUUCAAGAACUGAUUCUCUCUGGUAAUAGUCUCUUUGGGGAGAUCCCUAAAUCGCUUCUUGGAUGUGGAAACCUCAACAAGCUUGAUUUAAGUAACAACAGACUCAACGGCACCAUCCCUAAGGAACUCUGCAGCAUGCCAAGGCUUCAGUAUCUGCUCCUUGAUCAGAAUUCCAUAAGAGGAGACAUACCACAUGAGAUUGGAAACUGUCUCAAGCUGCUUGAGCUCCAGUUGGGUCGAAAUUACUUGACGGGAACCAUUCCUCCUGAGAUUGGUCACAUGAGGAGCUUGCAGAUAGCACUCAACUUGAGUUUCAACCAUCUUCAUGGACCAUUGCCAGCCGAGUUAGGAAGGCUUGACAAGCUCGUGUCACUAGAUGUCUCUAACAAUAUGCUUACAGGAACCAUACCGCAACUACUAAAAGGUAUGAUGAGUUUGUUCGAAGUUAAUUUCUCAAACAACUUCUUGAGCGGUCCAGUUCCAGUCUUUGUCCCCUUCCAAAAGUCUCCAAACUCGAGCUUCUUUGGAAACAAAGAGCUUUGUGGAGCGCCAUUGAGCUCUUCGUGUGGAUACUCUGAUGAUAUUGAACAUUCGAGAUACAAUCACAGAGUCUCCUACAGGAUAGUGCUUGCAGUGAUUGGUUCAGGUGUUGCUGUCUUUGUAUCAGUCACUGUGGUGGUUGUUCUCUUCAUGAUGAGGGAGAAACAAGAGAAAGCAGCGGGUAAAAACGUUGAAGUUGAAGAACACGUUGAGGAUGAGCAACCGGCGAUUAUAGCCGGAGAUGUCUUCCUUGAGAAUCUUAAACAAGGGAUUGAUCUAGAUGCAGUUGUGAAAGCAACCAUGAAGGAGUCAAAUAAACUCAGCACUGGAACAUUCAGUUCGGUUUAUAAAGCCGUCAUGCCUUCAGGUAUGAUUGUUUCUGUGAAGAAACUAAAGUCCAUGGAUAGAGCCAUAACUCAGCAUCAGAACAAGAUGAUCAGAGAGCUUGAAAGACUCAGCAAACUUUGCCAUGACCAUUUGGUUACACCGAUCGGGUUUGUUAUAUAUGAAGAUGUUGCUCUCUUGUUGCAUCAGCAUUUACCUAAUGGUAACUUAUCUCAGCUGAUUCAUGAGUCCUCCAAGAAGCCAGAGUACCAACCAGACUGGCCAAUGAGACUGUCCAUAGCCGUUGGAGUAGCAGAAGGCUUAGCGUUUCUCCACAGUGUCGCCAUUAUUCACCUUGAUGUUUCCUCUAGCAAUGUCUUACUAGAUUCUGGUUACAAACCUGUGCUUGGAGAAAUCGAAAUAUCGAAAUUAUUAGAUCCAUCACGAGGCACUGCAAGUAUAAGCUCAGUUGCUGGCUCCUUUGGGUACAUUCCUCCAGAGUAUGCAUACACAAUGCAAGUGACUGCACCGGGGAAUGUAUACAGCUACGGAGUCGUGUUGCUUGAGAUUCUAACCUCAAGAGCGCCGGUGGAGGAAGAGUUUGGUGAAGGAGUAGAUUUGGUGAAAUGGGUUCAUGGAGCUUCAGGGAGAGAAGAAACACCGGAACAGAUACUUGACGCCAAGCUUAGCACUGUAUCCUUUGCUUGGAGGAGGGAGAUGCUCGCAGCUCUGAAAGUUGCAUUGCUUUGCACAGAUAUCACACCUGCAAAAAGGCCAAAGAUGAAGAAAGUAGUUGAAAUGCUCCAAGAGGUUAACCAAAGUAAAUGA